AUGUCGUACACAACGACAAAAAUCGCGUUAGUUUUGCGAUUUGAAUAUCAUUUUGUUCAUAUGGCGCACCGUUUAAAUCAGCUGCGUACGUCAACUUCUACGACGCAUGACCAAUUUCUUUCCUCCUCGACUACUCUGACUUCAUCUCCCCGUACACCAGGAAAAAAAAUACCGAAGGGUGAUCCAAUUGUAACUGGAAUUCGACUUCGACCAUUUCUCGAACGAGAAUCUGCAAUUGAUGAUACGCCUGCUGUACAAAUCUUUGAAAAUAAUGUGAUUUGUACACAGAAUAGUCGACCACAGAUAUUUAAAUUUACCAAUUGUUUCGAUGCUUCUUCUACUAAUAAAUAUGUCUAUGAUGGAAUGAUUCUCGAUAUACAAUUAUCUUUUAUCGAUAUAGGAUACAAUACGACGGUCUUAGCUUAUGGUCAAACAGCAUCAGGCAAAUCGCAUUCGAUAUUUGGUUCACCAUCUGAAGAAGGCAUCUUAUCAUUGAGUAUUCAUGAUUUAAUAACAAUGAAUGCUAAAAAUCAUCUAAAAUUCGAAUUAAGUUUUCUGGAAAUUUACAACGAGAAAGUAACAGAUUUACUUGCAACUCCUCCAUUAUCAGCUGAUACAUCGAAUACAAAAUCUGCAACAAAAACUUCGACCACAUCAUCAUUCUCCAAAAACGCUCGCACACACAUUCUGAAUAAACUAGUUCCAACGUCGAACUCCAAUAACACAUCAUCCUCCCGUACGCUGGAAAUUCGUGAACAUCCUCUACUUGGUCCAUAUGUACCCGAUUUAAAAUACAUCCAAGUGAAAAGCAAAGAAGACUUCCAAAAUGUUCUCAAUCUUGGCAACCAACAACGAUCGGUUGCAUCAACAAAUGCAAAUCAACGCUCAUCAAGAUCUCACGCAAUAUUUACUGUGAAAAUCAGUCGAACAGAUGUACCACAAUCGACGGCACCCGUACGUUUAUCAUUCAAACCGAGUACAACGAAUUCGUCAACAAAUAUCAACAAACUUGCAACAUUGACGAGCUCAUCGAAGAAAAGUGCCAAACAACAAGCACAAGAAGAAAUCGAUGCACAAGCUGUACGACUGAAUUUCGUCGAUCUAGCUGGAAGCGAAAAAUCACAACAAUACAAUGGUCCUCAAGGAAAAAAUGAUCGUUUUGCAGAAAGUGUACAUAUCAAUCAAUCGUUAUCUACCCUUCGGAAUGUCAUCGAUGCAUUAUCACGUCAACAACAUCACGUUCCCUAUCGUGAUUCAAGUUUAACAUAUCUAUUAAAGAAUAGUCUGGGCGGUGACGCGAAAACAUUCAUGUUAGCCACUAUAAGUCCCUCGUCGACAGUCAUUGAUGAAACAAUCAAUACAUUACGUUAUGCAGGUCUCGCAUCGACCAUAACAAACAUACCGCGAAUCAAAACUCCUCAUCUUCGUCAUGAAAUCGAUGAAUUACGUGAAGAAAACGCUCGAUUGAAACAAGAAUUAUUUCUUGUAAAAUCCAAGUCGAUGCCGUCAAUUCAUGCAACAACAGCAACGAUUAGUAAAACAUCACUGACAAAUAUCGAUGAAGGCAUUCAGACCAGUUUUCAAGUCGAGUCUUCACCACCGAAUGACGAAUCGAAUAGUGACGAAACACUCGAUAUUGUUGAUGAAGAAAUUUUAGCACAAAUCGAAAAUCAAUGUCGCCAUCCGAAAAGACAACGAUUAUCCGAACAACCACUUCACGAAAUCGCUAAAAUACGUAAAAUUGAUGAUACAAUGAUUCAUCGACGAUUAGGAACAAUUCUCAGUUGCGUUACCGACGAUUUCUCAAUCACCAAUGACAAUGGUAUUCUUGUUGUUUCAAAUGAAUUAGAUAUCGAUAUCAAAAGAUCAUCUUCAGCAUGGAUAAAAGCGUUAGAAAGAUUCGAUCGAGACGUCAAUAUGAAUUCUAUGACAAAAAAAGAAAUUCUUCCUUCUUUAAAUGCUCUUUUUGAUACAAACCAAGACUAA
Molecule: messenger RNA, 1986 nt
Organism: Adineta ricciae
Lineage: Eukaryota; Metazoa; Rotifera; Eurotatoria; Adinetida; Adinetidae
Source: the annotation of a GenBank genome assembly